UAAAUUCGCCUUGAUCCCUAGCAUAAACGCCGUAAAGUUUUAAGUGACAUUAAUUUUAUUUUAUUUUAUUUGUUGUAUCAUUGCUAGCCUGGGUGGGUGGUUAAUUAAACCAUUCGAGAUUCUCAAAGAAACCAAUAGAAUUGAUGUAUGGCAGUGUAUGUAAGCAUGGUUGAAUGGUGAACCCUAUGUACAGAUACUAAAGCCGUAAGAGAUAACAAACUACAGCUGAUUGAUUGAAAUUGACUGUUGCCAAAAAAAGGCCCAUCAGCAUAAAGUGAAACGUGUCGUUAGAAUAGAAGCCGGUUUAUUAAGAACAUUUUCUCAGUGAACAAACUGCAUACAUUACCUAAGUGGUGCAUUCGAACAUGGAGGUUAUUAAACAGGGAGCCUUAUUUCUUAUGUCCGAGGAAUGUUUCGAGAACUAUUUUGACGAGCACAACUACUUCGAUGUACCCUGUUUCAAAGCCUUACUAAGUAAAGGCUUGGGGCUGGCCAUUAUUGCUGGAUCCCUGUUGGUAAAGGUGCCGCAAGUGCUGAAAAUUUUUCACAACAAAUCUGGUGAAGGCAUUAAUUUGUUUUCGGUGCUCUUGGAUUUAAGUGUCAUCACUUUUCACAUGGCCUACAGUUAUGUAAACGGUUUCCCAUUCAGCGCCUGGGGCGAUGGCACCUUUUUGGCAUUCCAAACUGCUGCCAUAGCAGCCAUGGUUCUAUUCUACAAUGGUGCCAAAGCUCAAUCAAUUCUAUUCUGUGUGUUCUAUGGUUCGUUGGUGUAUGUGUUGUGUUCUGGUCUGACCCCUUUCAAGAUUUUGGUCACAGCGCAAAGUCUUAAUAUUCCCGUAUUAUUAUUGGGCAAGUUUUCCCAGGCUUUCACAAACUACAAGAAUGGAUCUACAGGCCAAUUGUCGGCGGCCACAGCAUUCUUACUUUUGGCCGGUUCGUUGGCACGUAUUUUCACUUCUAUUCAAGAAACCGGUGAUAUUAUGAUGGUAUUAACUUACUGUGCAUCAUCCUUCGCCAAUGGUGUUAUUGUUGCCCAGAUGUUAUACUAUUGGAAUAAGACGGACGCCAAGAGUGGCAGUGGUGCUGCCAAGAAGGCCGCUGGUAAAUCCGUUGCUAAGAAACCAAAAAGCAAGAAGGUCGAUUAAAACUAAACAUCGUUAAAAAGUUAUAUUUAAUUUAUUUGAAAUAAGUAAAAAUUAUGUUUUAGAUGUGUGCAAAGUCACUUUCCGGCGAAUCCAAUGACAUUUUUAUAAUAAAAUUUGAAGAUAGUUUCGUUUUAAAACUUAAA
Molecule: messenger RNA, 1288 nt
Organism: Stomoxys calcitrans (stable fly)
Lineage: Eukaryota; Metazoa; Arthropoda; Insecta; Diptera; Muscidae
Product: mannose-P-dolichol utilization defect 1 protein homolog
Exons: 3
Coding region: 366-1145 (259 amino acids)
Biological process (GO): oligosaccharide biosynthetic process
Source: RefSeq, a predicted model, not a curated record